Molecule: messenger RNA, 1370 nt
Organism: Phragmites australis (common reed)
Lineage: Eukaryota; Viridiplantae; Streptophyta; Magnoliopsida; Poales; Poaceae
Exons: 1
Coding region: 452-1006 (184 amino acids)
Source: RefSeq, a predicted model, not a curated record
AGCCUGCAGUGGAUAGAGUGUACAAAAUGGUAAGUUUAUGAGGUAUGUAAAAUUAUAAUAGUAUCAGACUGAUUUAGUAAAAUAUAAUGAUAAAUUAAAGUAUAAUGACACCGAUGUAAUUAACCCGACUUUCAACUGCACACUUCGUGUCCCCCUCGUGCAUGAAUAAAGCCCGCCUGUCCCGGCGGAGGCAGCUGUUGUGGCUGCGAGACAAACACCGCGCCAUCACAUAUACAUACCUUCCUCCUCCUUCCUCUGUCCACACCAAGAGGAGAUCUGGAGAAGAGAGGAGGAGGAGACGGCCAUUGCGCUUGAACUUCUCUGUCCUCUUCUCCUCUCUCUCUCUCUCUCUCUCUCUCUCUCUCUCUCUCUCUCUCUCUCUCUCUCUCUCUCUCUCUCUCUCUUCUAGCUCUGCUUUGCUUGCCUCGAGUUCUUGUCAGGGGGGCCGGCCAUGGCCACCAUCCUGGAGAACAUCCAGAAGGCGAGGUUCCUGCCCACCAGGCGGCUCGAGGACGAGCUGCCCACCUGCCAGGGCGGCGUUAGCCGCCGCGGCGGGGGCAAGGAGAGCCACCUCAUGGGCCUGAGGAAGAGGCUGUCCUCCUUCUCCGGCAAGAUCCAGCCCAUCUCCUCCGCGUCGGCCGAGUGGGCGUUCCGGCGGUCCAAGUCGGCGCCGUUGCUCGGCGCUGCGUUCGGCGCCGGCGGCUCCCUGAGGGGGUGGUGGGAGUGGGGAGUCGGCUGGCUCAUGUCCAAGAAGCCCAGCUUCGCCGGCGACCUCGAGAUGAACGAGGAGGAGGCCACUGCGCUCGGUCGCCAGAGCAGGGGCAGCUGGGGCCACAUCCUCUACAAGGUGCGCUCCAGCGUCCGGCGGCUCGUCAUGUCGACGCACUCGCUGCCUACCACGCAGAAGCAGUACCUGCCGUCAGCGGUGCAGAAGGUCCAGUGCAAGCCGGCGGCGUUCGCCUACACGCAAAGCUUUCACCAUACUGGCCGCGCCAUGGCGCACUAAGAGCAUCGCGCGCAGUUGCAGAUGUCUUUCGCAUCACAAGGAGGUGGAUGAUCUCCAUGAGAUCCAAAUGGAGAUGAUGAGUGGCUCAAGAAGAAGAUUCAGGUUCCAGGUGCGUGAGAUCGAUGGUGAAGAUACCGCUAUACGAUUAUAAGUGGAAACUAGCUCGGUGAAUUGAUGAAUGAAAUGUAGGAUUACUGUUCUGUUCUGUUCUGUGUAGAUCUAGUGUUGAAGUGCAUGCUCGUUCUUUAUAUUCUUUUUGGUUCAUUUGACGAUGUAAAUGUAAAAUGUUUGGUUGAUUUUGUAAUGUUUUUGCCUCCUGCAGUAAAUAAAACUAAUGCAAAUCGUGCUCGUCUGUUCUUGAGAA